Messenger RNA from Mytilus trossulus (common blue mussel), 1676 nucleotides. Its product is annotated as protein SpAN-like. Bases 21 to 1676 code for a protein of 551 amino acids. Gene Ontology annotation, molecular function: zinc ion binding; metalloendopeptidase activity. Lineage: Eukaryota; Metazoa; Mollusca; Bivalvia; Mytilida; Mytilidae. The transcript is spliced from 15 exons. Gene Ontology annotation, biological process: proteolysis. The record is from RefSeq and is a predicted model, not a curated record.
CACAACUAAAUUGACUAGAAAUGUAUUUCAGUCACGCUAUUCUUCUGGUUCAUUGUAUAGUGCUGGCUGGAGCUGCCCAUUUAAAGAAAGAAGAAAUAGCAGAAACCAUUGAUGAACUGGAUAACAAUGACGGAAGACAAAUACGCAAGAUAAAUCAACACAGGCAAUUACAGGACAAGGACGAAAGCUAUAUCCGCAAUUAUAAUGCCUUUCGAGUCAAAAGACAGCUUAAGAAAAACCUACGGACACUUGAUAAUAAAAAGGGUAUCGAUGAGGGGUACAAACUUGAUAAUAUAACGGAUCUUGAUCCUAAUUCGUAUUUGGCGUUUUUAUUGAAUGGAAUGAGUAUUGAUGACCACGGAAAAGUACACCAGCCCAUUGGACGUCAUAACAAGAAUACAACGAGAGCCAUUGCAGACAACUUAGAUCACCAUAAAAACUCUCGUUCUGAUCCAUCUAAGAGAAAUUUUGAACCAAAUUGGUUUAGUUUGUGGCCGGGCGGAAUUGUUCCUUAUGUGAUUCAUUCAAUAUUUUCUGUUUCCGAAAGAAUACGAAUUGAUAAAGCAAUAGCAGAUUUUAACGAAAAAACAUGUGUAAGGUGGAUUCCAUAUGACAGCAGUAUUCAUACUCAUUACGCCAUUUUUCGGGAUGAGGGCAGAGAUGGGGGUUGCGCAGCGCAUGUUGGACAAAUUCCGGAAACUCCCAAUGAAAUAGAUUUGCAAAGAGACGGAUGUUUAGAUCAUGGAACAAUUUUACAUGAAAUGCUACAUUGCGUUGGUGCUGUCCAUGAAAUGUCUCGACAUGACCGAGACAAUUAUAUGACUGUUGUUAUGGAAAAUAUCGAAGAGGGACAGGAUACAAACUUCGAAUUAUCUUAUACAAAAGAUAUUUCUCCAUUUGACCCAGCAUCCGAUUUAAUGUAUGGUAUAUAUUCAUUCUCAACCAAUGGAGAUAAAAUAAUUAAAUUCCAUGACUGGAGACAAGAGUUUCUUGCAGGAACUGGUACAGGUUUCAGUUUCUAUGAUAUUGCGGAUGUCACUGACGCUUAUGGAUGUACUGAUUGGUGUGACUCACCACCUACCUGUCAGCAUGGAGGAUUUGUUGAUAAAAAUUGUUCAUGUGCUUGUCCUCCAGAUUUAACUGGCACUGUUUGUCAACAACUUAAACAAAGUAAUUUCAACUGCGGAGGUACUGUUAAUAUAUCAGGCGGUAAAACAUAUUUCCUGACGUCACCAAAUUACCCAUCGAAUUAUGACCUCGAUGUGCAGUGUGUAUGGUUAAUACAGGGAGAUCCUGGCAACCACAUAAGAGCAACUGUUACCGAUAUGGAUAUAAGCAAUAACGACAAUGCGUGUUAUCACUGGAUAGAAAUGGUUUAUGACCUCCUUGCCAACAAAGGUCCAAUGAGAUGCGGUACUACGAACCAUGAAGUAUGGGAUACAUCUUUCGACGGAGAAAUGAAUACAAUGAUCAUCAAAUUUGACAGCCUUAAAGGAGGUGAUAAGGCUGCUAGUCGGGGUUUCAAUAUAACAUUAGAAUCAAUUGGAACAGGAUGUGAGGAUUAUCCGUGUAUUCAUGGCUCGUGUUUCAGUCCAUUAAAUUCAAACAACUUUACCUGUACAUGCACCCAGGGAUUUAUUGGAACUCACUGCGACGUACCCUCAGGUUUGAAAUAA